Patella vulgata (common limpet) is the source of this 1275-nucleotide messenger RNA. RefSeq lists its product as uncharacterized. The transcript has 5 exons. Bases 31 to 807 code for a protein of 258 amino acids. Lineage: Eukaryota; Metazoa; Mollusca; Gastropoda; Patellidae. The record is from RefSeq and is a predicted model, not a curated record.
GUCAAGUGAUAAACUUUCAUUUAGUUGUUGAUGUUUUCGUCCAAGAUGAAGUUUCUGGUAGCAGCUUGUCUUGUGUCUGUAGUUUAUGGGCAGAUUCCCAUACCAACGCGGGAAGUCGGCUAUGUUUAUAAAAAUGGUUCUGAUUCUGCUCCCGUUCACCUGGAUGCCUUCCUUGAUUUAAUAUGUCCCGGCAGUAAACAGGCGUUACCAACGUUACUUCAAGUAGCAGAGAUGUAUGGACCCCAGCAGUUGCAGCUGACAGUCCACCUGUUUCCUUUACCAUAUCACAGAAACUCAUUCUAUGCCACCAAGGGUGCUCAUGCAAUCGCUUCCUUAACACAGGGCAACCUGACUUUUGAUUGGAUCAAUUUAGUUUAUAAAAACAUGCCCGUUCUGGUAAACUCAGCAACACAUCAAUUCACAGAAGAUCAGAUGAAAACUAAGUUCUCGAACUUUGCCAGUAUCCUUGGUCUAUAUCCAGAACUAUUUAUACCUUUGUUAGAUGAUCCACAUAUUGAAGAAGAUACAAGAGUCGCCUGGAAAUAUGCUUGUACAAGAGGAGUUGCUGGUACACCAACCUUUAUGGUGAAUGAUGUUCUAGUAGACGGUAGUCCAGCCUGGACAGCAGCUCAAUGGAAGCAGAUAAUUGAUGCAGUACUCCAUCCAUCCAAAACACGACAAACUUCUAAAUCCAACCGUCUAUCGGCAUGUGCACCAAAUACUAAAAGAUGUGAAUAUCUACCUGGUAAAAUAGAAUGUUGUACAAGUGGUGAGGCCUGUAUUCCUAAUGUUGGUUGUCGUUGUUAAUACUGUAGGCCUUCACGAUACCUGUGGCAAGUUGUCGUUGUUAAUGCUGUAGGCCUUCACGGUGCCUAUUGUUGUUGCUGUUGUUAUUGUUAUUGUAGGCCUUCACGAUAUCUGCUAUUGUUGUUAUUGUUGUAGGCCUUCGCGAUCUGUUGUUGUUAAUACGGCUAAACCUAGCUAUUUGUUAAGGCCAGCUCAAUUUUUGUGAAGGUCGUCGAGAUGUAAAUAAGGUUAGGGCACGUGAUUGUUGUUGAGAUUGUAGGUUAGGGUUAGGGUAAGCAUUGGGGCUAGGUCUAGGGUUAGGAUUAAGGUUAGGGUUAGCGCUAGCCCUGUUUACAUCUCAGGACCUAUGACGAUAAAUUGAGCUGACCCUAUCAUUUAGCACAUAACCCAAAACAAGUCCUGUGUCCAAUGUUGGUUGCGGUUGUUAAUUAAAUGUUUGGUACAUGGUUGUGUAUAUUGUAAAAUAGU